GAAGCACGCGUGAUGAAUUCGCGCCAAUGCAGUUUUGUUUUUAAUUUGUUUCCCAUACACACGUGGCAAAGUUAAUUGACUGUGUCAAGUGAAUCUUAAUGCAGUGACUUCAAGGCAAAGGAUUACAGUUGGAAAGAAUAAAACAUGGAAGAUGAAGACUCCCAUGUGACAGUCAAAAACGUGAUCAGCCGACUGAACGCCAGAGCUCUGCAGAGGUUGAAUCAGGGACUUGAUAAGCUGGGAAUGGUGGGAAGGUUGGAGCCUACCUUGGAUAGAGUGACAUUUGAGAGUGAGAGACUUAGAAGUCAGAGUGAAGCAUCGUCUAGGAGGAAUAGCGACGACGGGGGAAGAGCUAAAAGAGAGCGACUAAGAGAAGAUGGCACCAACUCUGAACCUCCAACAGCAUCAGUUACGGUCAACAACGCUUGGAAUGAAGAUAGCUUCAGCUCAACCAACAAGACGGACCUCAGUUCUGAUGCCAAUGACUAUCUGGAAUUUCGACGGCGAAGCCAGGAACUGGCGUUACCUGGAACUCCAUUGCACGAAGCCACAUGGAAGUCAGCUGAUAGUCUGGUCUCCGAUAAUACGUUUGGUUCAGCUUUGGCUAACAUCAUUGAAAGUCCUGCUAACAAGAGUACACCAGUUAUGGAGCUAGCUGGAAAGAUUUCCCUUCGGGAUGACAUUCAAACUCAUUCUCGCGAUAGUUCUGAGGAAAGAAAGCUGAAGGGUUGGAGGCUUGUUAGGAACGUUACGUCAGCAGCUGGGGCCUUCUUGCCUAAGUUUAGGGACACGCCAGCCUUGCCAGGAACACCUAUACCUAAUCAUUCUAAUGACAUGGAAACUAAAAAUACCCCGAGUGCCAAAGAGAGAAAACAUUCGACCCCAAACAACGGCGAAGGAAAUGAAAAACAUGAUAUUAUUGGAGAGAUAAGUGCAGAAGGUCUUGAUCCAGAUUCCUUGAUGUUCAGAGAUGGUAGACGCAGAAUUGACAUGGUGCUGGCAUAUGAGGAAGAAGACUUCGGUGUGAUGACAGAGGCUGAAGCUAGGAAGCGAGAUCAUAGACGAAUCUUUCAAGAAAAUCUCAUCAAAGAGGGCCUAGAACUGGAGUUGGAGAACAAAAGCCUCUCAUUCGAUGGCAAGACCUGGUUCCUGAAGAUUCAUAUACCCUGGAAGACAGAGAUGAGAUUGGCAGAAGUGAUCGGCAUGAAGUUACCCACGAAACGGUUCAUCACUAUUUCUGUCAAAGCUUGGAGUGACGAAAAACAGGCAGAGAAAGAUAAACAAUGGCAUUCGAAGUGGAGACGGAAAUGGAAAGAGUUUUACGAAUAUGAUCACAGCAAAAUAGAACCCCAACCAUCCUUCUAUGCGUCCACUGAGCGACCGGGGGUUAGGAGGGAGGAACAAUUUCUAGUAAAAGACAGAUAUACUCAGUUCUCACCAGCUCAAAGAAGUUUGCUGGUAAUGCAGAUCCUGCUUCGAACUAGAUAUGACAGUAAUGAGACUAAGUUGGGGAUCCGACGACUUCUCAAUGAUGGCACGUUCCUGGCAUGUUUUCCACUACAUGAAGGGAGAUAUGACGCGGAUAAUCCAGACACAACACAAACAGAUAGACGCCUUCUCUACCUCGAGUGGGCUCGCCCUUGCAAGUGGUACAAGAAGCAGCCUCUCUGGCUGGUGAGAAGAUACUUCGGGGAGAAAAUAGCCCUGUACUUCUGUUGGCUGGGGUUCUACACCAAAAUGCUGUACGCACCAGCUAUUGUAGGAACCUUGUGCUUUCUAUACGGCUUAGCUAGUAUGGAUUCUGGCGAUAACAUUCCCAGCAAAGAGAUCUGUGACACAAGCGGCCCUGGCAACAUUACACUGUGUCCGCUUUGUGACAAGGCCUGUCAGUACCAGAGACUGUCAGAUUCGUGUCUGUUCGCCAAACUGACGUAUCUGUUUGACAACCCUGCAACUGUGUUCUUCGCCAUUUUUAUGUCUUUUUGGGCCACAACAUUUCUGGAGUUAUGGAAACGUAAGCAGUUCGUUCUCAGAUGGGAGUGGGACUUAGGUGGUGUUGAUCAAGAUGAAGAUCCCAGACCAGAGUUUGAGGCUUCUGUUAAGACAUAUCGCACAAACCCAGUCACCAGAGAGAAGGAGCCAUUUCUACCUCCGUGGCAGAAGACCAUGAGAUAUGUCGCCACUAGUUCAGCUGUGCUGUUCAUGAUUGCUGUGGUGAUUGGUGCAGUCCUGGGCACCAUUAUAUACAGGAUAUCAAUGGUGUCGGUAAUCUAUGGAGGCAGUGGGUUCUUCUUGAAGCGACACGCCAAGAUAUUCACCGCAAUGACCGCUGCGUUAAUUAAUCUGACAAUGAUCAUGAUUCUAACACGAAUAUAUGGAAAGGUUGCGGUGUUUCUCACGAACAUUGAGAAUCCCAGGACACAGACAGAGUAUGAAGACUCUUACACGUUCAAGAUCUUCUUCUUCGAGUUCAUCAAUUUCUACUCAUCGCUUAUCUAUAUAGCCUUCUUUAAGGGACGCUUCUACGACUACCCAGGAGACGACCAGGCUCGGAAGUCGGAGUUUUUCAAACUGAAAGGAGACAUCUGCGACCCAGCCGGAUGUUUGUCAGAGCUCUGUAUACAACUCGCUAUCAUCAUGAUCGGAAAACAGUGCUUCAAUAACUUCGUGGAGCUUGGAUACCCUAAGCUACACAACUGGUGGAGGCAGAGGUCCCACAGAGCGGUCACGAGGGAUCCCCAGAAACCCCACAUGGCCUGGGAGCAGGAUUAUCAUUUGCAAGAUCCUGGGAGAUUGGCGCUGUUUGAUGAGUACCUUGAAAUGAUUCUGCAAUUUGGCUUCGUUACGCUCUUCGUUGCAGCGUUCCCUCUAGCCCCGCUGUUUGCACUUCUGAACAAUAUUGCAGAGAUCAGACUGGAUGCGUACAAGAUGGUGACACAGGCUAGAAGACCACUUGCAGAGAGAGUAGAAGAUAUUGGUGCUUGGUACGGUAUUCUUAAGGGCAUCACAUACGCAGCAGUGGUCUCCAACGCUUUCGUGAUUGCGUACACGAGUGAUUUCAUACCGCGAAUGGUGUACAAGUAUGUAUACUCCGCUGACAACACUCUGGCUGGAUACAUAGAUCAUUCGUUGUCAUUAUUCAACACAUCCGACUACCGCGAGGAGUGGGGGGCUGAUGAGAAUGAAGUAGAUCCCCCUACGUGUGCGUACAGGGGAUACCGGAAUCCCCCCCAUCACACGGACCCCUAUGGCCUAUCCCCACAUUACUGGCACGUGUUCACCGCAAGACUGGCUUUCGUCGUUGUCUUUGAGCACGUGGUCUUCGGCCUAACUGGUCUAAUGCAACUCUUUAUACCAGACAUACCACCGGAACUGAAGACCCAAAUGCAGCGAGAGAUGCUCCUGGCGAAGGAAGCUAAGUACGAGCAUGGUAGAAGAAGACUUUCCACGGAGUACAGACAGUUGAUUAGUCAAAAGAAUGAAAAUAACAAUGAUCGCUCCGGGGUGUGGUUCCGGCGCACUUCCCGCGCAUCAGACAGCCUUGAUGCACAUGUCGCAGUCACUCAGCGGCCAUCUUCGCCACAGAUAACCGACUGACCAUAGACAAACGUCACUCAGCAAUAGCUCGCCGAACUAUAUUUGAGAAUACAAAUUAUAUUAUGUAGCUAGACGUAGCACUUACCUUUACUUAAUAAACUUAAUGGUAUAUCCAUUGGACUGGCGGCUGUCAAAGUGCUUUUGUGCCCGUUUGAUAUUCGCCAUUUUGGCGCUGUUGGCCAUGUAGCGAGAAUAAA
Molecule: messenger RNA, 3794 nt
Organism: Leptidea sinapis
Lineage: Eukaryota; Metazoa; Arthropoda; Insecta; Lepidoptera; Pieridae
Product: anoctamin-4
Exons: 26
Coding region: 145-3597 (1150 amino acids)
Biological process (GO): chloride transmembrane transport
Cellular component (GO): plasma membrane
Molecular function (GO): chloride channel activity; protein dimerization activity
Source: RefSeq, a predicted model, not a curated record